UCUCAUGCAGCCACGAAUAACGAAGGCCAUACUUUUUCGUUCGAAUUUCCCGAGUCGCCUAACUAAUGUAGGUAUGUAUGUGUGUAUGCAUUGCAUGAGUCCAUCGAUCCAAUUCCUUUCCACACGCGGCGCACAUCUCGUCGGGAUGCCUUCCCCCUUGCUCCUCUCCUAUCCCCUUCCCUUCCCCUCGCUUAUUGUCCCCGCGUCGUAAUUCCCGACGCCCUGUUGCCCUGUGGCGCGCCGCCGUCGUCCGAGAGGGGAGGAGAAAAAAGAGAGCUGAGAAGGAGAGUUUAUGCCCCCAGUACCAUCCGAUUAUGGCGCCGCCCUGAAUGGUCAGCCGCACUCGUGUAAAAUACCCUAUAAGCGGCCGACUUCCCACGCCUCUAUAAAUCUUCCCGUUGCCCAACCCCCUCUUCCGUUUUUCGUCUGACAUCCAGCACCGCUCGCUGGGCUUCUCCUGUCUACCCUACAUUCGUUUAUGAAUUCGCUCGCUUGAAGGGAUCAACAACCAGUGCAAGGGGAAAACAAAAUGUAUUCGCUGUCUUUCGUUCUCGCAAGCCUACUUACGGUGGGCUUCGCCCUUGUGGCGGUCCCGCCGCCGUUGCCGCUCAGCCUGCGCGAUGUCUCGCCCGACCUGACGUGCGGGAACACGGGGGCUGGGACCAAGGGUUACACGUGCUCUGACAACCUGUGCUGCUCGCAGUACGGCUACUGCGGCAACAGCACAAACUACUGCGCCGCCGGCUGCCAGGAGAAGUUCGGCCUGUGUAGCGGGUCCGGCGGCGACGGGAAUGGGGACGGGGGAGAUGGCGGCGACGGAGGUACCUCGCCGGAUCUGACGUGCGGAAAUACGGGGGCCGGAGAGCAUGGGUAUAUCUGCCCGACUGGCGACUGUUGUUCUCAGUAUGGAUACUGCGGUAACUCGACUGACUAUUGCGGUGUUGGAUGUCAAUCUGCUUUUGGGACAUGUUCGCCGGGAGGCGGCGGGAACGGUGGAAGUUCCACUGAUGGGCGCUGCGGACCUGACUUUGACGAUCAGAUGUGCGGUGCGACGGAAUGUUGUUCCGCUUCUGGAUACUGCGGUACCACUCCGGAUUACUGCAACGCCCCGGACUGCCUCUUCGACUACGGACCGGCGUGCGACGCGAACAAGAGCCCAAGCGGCACCAACACGUCGACGCUGACCCGCUCGCCCCUCGGGAGCGUGGCGGUCGGCGGCGGCGGGAUCUACGACUGCCAGCGCGAAGGCGACGUGGCCCUGACGUUCGACGACGGGCCGGGCCAAUACACCUCCGAGCUGUUGGACCUCCUGGCGCGGUAUAGCGCCAAAGCGACGUUUUUCAUCACCGGGAAUAAUAACGGCAAGGGCGAGAUCGACAACGCGAGUCUUCCAUGGCCGUCUAUCAUCAAGCGCAUGCACACGGACAACCACCAGAUCGCGUCGCACACGUGGUCGCACGCGGACCUGAGCGCGAUCACGUCGGCGCGGCGGCGGGACGAGAUGGUGAAGAACGAGAUGGCGUUCCGGAACAUCCUGGGGUUCAUGCCGACGUACAUGCGGCCGCCGUACAGCUCGUGCACGCGGGCGAGCGGGUGCGAGGACGACAUGGUGGCGCUGCGGUACCACGUCGUCUACUUCGACCUCGACACCGCCGACUACCUCAACGACUCGCCGACCCUGAUCCAGAACGCCAAGAACAACUUCGACCAGUUUUUCGUGGGGCUGUCCCCCGACGAGGACGACGCCCUCGUCAUCUCCCACGACAUCCACGAGCAGACCGUUCACAACCUCACCGAGUACAUGCUCAAGGGCAUCCAGAGCCGCGGGUACAAGGCUGUGACGGUGGGCGAUUGCCUUGGGGAUCCGGUGCAGAACUGGUAUAGGCAGGUUUCGUAG
Messenger RNA from Daldinia caldariorum, 1897 nucleotides. RefSeq names its product carbohydrate-binding module family 18. NCBI's taxonomy places the organism in Eukaryota, Fungi, Ascomycota, Sordariomycetes, Xylariales, Hypoxylaceae. Gene Ontology annotation, biological process: carbohydrate metabolic process. The transcript has 4 exons. The coding region runs from base 530 to 1897 and encodes 455 amino acids. The record is from RefSeq and is a predicted model, not a curated record. Gene Ontology annotation, molecular function: hydrolase activity, acting on carbon-nitrogen (but not peptide) bonds; chitin binding.